AGAGAGAGAGAGAGAGAGAGAGAGGGGUCAAUAAACUUGAAAGGAAGCCAGAGAACAAAGCAGUUGAGGGUUUACUCAGUUCUUACAUUCCAGCCCGCUUAUUUUUACAUUUGGAAGCCAAGGUUUUAUCUGUUUACAACCUUGUAGAAAAGAGACUUUGUGGAGGAGACUUUGUGAUGUGCAGUGGUACAAAGAGGAAACCAACACAUACUGGUUUCAACAUGGAGAACGAAUUUCAAAAGGAAGACGGGGUUUGCUAUGAUUUCUCUGUUUUGCUUGAAUUGUCUGCCUUGAAUGAUCUGAUCGGUUUUAAGAAAGCAAUUGAAGAGGAGGGUUAUGAUGUUGAUAUGCCAGGUUUGUGGUAUGGAAGGAGAAUUGGCUUGUAAAAAAAGGGGGUUGUGGAGAGGACACCCCUCAUGAUUGCUGCGUUGUUUGGAAGCAAAGAUGUGUUGAAUUAUAUCUUGGAAACAGGUCAUGUAGAUGUCAACAGGGGUUAUGGGUCUGAUGGGGCCACAGCGCUUCACUGUGCUGCUGCAGGUGGCUCUUCCUCUGCACCUGAGGUUGCCAGGCUCUUGCUUGAUGCCUCUGCUGAUCCUAAUUCUGUUGAUGCCAAUGGAAAUCUCCCUGGAGACUUGAUUGCUCCAGUUGUCAAGUCUGGUUCUAAUUCAAGGAAAAAGACCCUGGAAAUCAUGUUAAAGGGUGGUACCAGUGGUGAAGAAACAUGUGUUUUGGCUGAUCAAAUUGCAGAUGAGAUGGAUGGGAGGGAACAGCAAGAAGUAUCAACGCCAAGGGUAUCAAAAGAUGGGUCUGAGAAGAAGGAGUAUCCUAUUGAUCUGACACUUCCGGAUAUUAAGAAUGGGAUGUAUGGAACUGAUGAGUUUAGAAUGUAUACUUUUAAGGUCAAGCCGUGCUCUAGGGCUUACUCUCAUGAUUGGACAGAGUGCCCAUUUGUGCACCCUGGGGAGAAUGCUAGGCGCCGUGACCCCAGGAAAUAUCACUAUAGUUGUGUUCCAUGUCCUGAGUUUCGAAAGGGGUCUUGCAGGCAGGGUGAUGCCUGUGAAUAUGCACAUGGUAUUUUUGAGUGCUGGCUUCAUCCUGCGCAGUAUAGAACUCGUCUCUGUAAAGAUGAGACAGGUUGCACUAGGAGGGUGUGUUUCUUUGCUCACAAGCCUGAAGAGCUUCGUCCCUUGUAUGCCUCCACAGGUUCAGCAGUGCCUUCUCCUAGAUCCUACUCUGCCAAUGGUUCCACUUUUGACAUGAGUUCUAUUAGCCCACUUUCCCUUGGUUCUUCAUCUGUCUUGAUGCCAUCUACAUCAACUCCACCUAUGACUCCAUCUGGGUCCUCUUCACCUAUGGGUGGAUGGACAAACCAGUCUAAUGUGGUGCCCCCUGCAUUGCAGCUUCCUGGUAGCAGGUUAAAAGCUGCAUUGUGUGCACGAGAUAUGGAUUUAGACAUGGAAUUGCUUGGGCUUGAAAGUCACCGUCGAAGGCAACAAUUGAUGGAUGAGAUUUCUGGUCUCUCCUCCCCUUCCAGCUGGAACAAUGGUUUCUCCACCGCCUCAGCUUUUACUGCCUCUGGUGAUCAAACUGGGGACUUGAAUAGGCUUGGAGGAUUGAGGCCUACUAACCUUGAAGAUAUGUUUGGAUCCCUCGAUCCUUCAAUUUUGCCUCAGUUGCAGGGACUCUCACUGGAUGGUGCAACAACCCAUUUGCAGUCUCCUACGGGCCUGCAGAUGCGCCAGAACAUAAACCAGCAGCUUCGGUCCAGCUAUCCCACCAGCUUCUCAUCUUCUCCUAUGAGAACAUCACCAUCUUUUGGAAUGGAUCAUUCUGGAGGUGCAGCAGCAGCAGUUUUGAGUUCAAGGUCUGCUGCCUUUGCAAAGCGUAGCCAGAGCUUUGUGGAACGAAAUGCUGUGAACCGUCACCCAGUUUUUUCUUCACCAGCAAAAGUAAUGCCUCCUAAUCUUUCAGACUGGGGUUCCCCUGAUGGAAAAUUGGAUUGGGGUAUUCAGGGAGAAGAGCUUAAUAAGCUUCGAAAGUCUGCUUCUUUUGGGUUUCGAAGCGAUGGUAGCAGUUUUGCCCCAGCUGCUGCCUCAGUGCCAGCAACUAUUGGUGAGCCAGACGUGUCAUGGGUACAGUCCCUGGUGAAGGAUAACCCUCCUGUGAAACCCGGGCCAUUGGGUUUAGAGGAGGAGCAGCAGCAGCAGCAGGAGCAGCAGCUGCAAUGUCAUCUUAACAUUGGAGGUUCAGAGAUGCUCCCUGCUUGGGUGGAGCAGCUGUAUAUCGAGCAGGAGCCAUUAGUGGCUUAGAAGCAAUAUAAGCCCUGAUUUGGCUCGUAGUUCAGCAUUUAACUAUUUAUUUCUUGUCAUUUUUUAAAUUUUAUUAAGUUUUGAUGAUAUCCAGGAGUAAGAAACUGGAGAAAGGACAGAAGGAAAAAACAAAAUUGAAAUUAAACCCCGAGGAAGAAUUCAAAGACAUCUGAGCAGGAGGAAAGGUUUCUGCUCAUGGAACUCUUAGAUUCUUAAGAACAAUACAUUCUUUUUCACCAGCAGAUGGAAGUUGUAAGCAAAAUCUUGUGCUGAUGAGUUAGAGGCGGUCGCCUCCGGAUUUCAUUUUAUUACCCAUAGCCUGAUUUCGUUAGCUCGUGGGUUGUAUACAUCAUAUGUACUAAAAACUGUUACAUCAAUUACUUUUAAUAAAACAUGUAUCAGAAUUAAGUGAAUCCUUCUUUGUGCGUGCUACAUGAGCCCGCGUCUCAUCUUGUUCUUGUUUUGAUAUGUUAGUAAGAGCUUUUGUA
Messenger RNA from Populus euphratica (Euphrates poplar), 2797 nucleotides. RefSeq names its product zinc finger CCCH domain-containing protein 66-like. Lineage: Eukaryota; Viridiplantae; Streptophyta; Magnoliopsida; Malpighiales; Salicaceae. The transcript is spliced from 2 exons. The record is from RefSeq and is a predicted model, not a curated record. Gene Ontology annotation, molecular function: protein binding; metal ion binding.